Molecule: messenger RNA, 2007 nt
Organism: Symbiodinium sp. CCMP2592
Lineage: Eukaryota; Dinophyceae; Suessiales; Symbiodiniaceae
Source: the annotation of a GenBank genome assembly
AUGGAGACACGUCGCAGCAAGCUGGGUCUGGUCAAGAAGGAGGGCAGCGCGCCGCGACUCGUGGGAGAUAGUACAGUUUCUGGAGCCAACCUCCUGUGCAGAAUUGGAGAGAGGAUAGAAAUGCCGUCACUGCAUGAUGUGGCAGAGUUUCUUUUGCGUUACCCGGAUGAGCAGUGGAUUAGCUUCAUCAUGGACGUCGCCAAGGCCCACAAACGAGUCAAAGUAGCACAGGAGGUUCAAGGUUAUUCAUUGUGUGCCGUCAUUGAUAAGCAUGGGCAUGGGCGCCGGCGUUGGCUGUGCUAUGCUACGUCUGCUACGUGCCAUCUCGGGUGCUCCUGGGCCGCCUAUUGGUGGUCAAGGGCUGCAGCACGCUUUGUUCGACUCGGCCAUCGUCUGCUCCGACACCGGCAUUUUCUUGCCAUGUAUGUGGACGACUUGCUUGGUCUUCUGCGGCGAGGCAAGGCAGGAGCGAUGCCUGUCUGCUUAUCUGCGUCGCUGGGGCCUUUAGGCCUCCCGCCAAGCUUGCGCAAGCUGAGGCUUGGAACCGCACUCAAGUGGGAUUGUGUUGGUUCACCAAUGUGUCACCUGCGUUUAGAUGCUGGUUGCGGGAGUUGCUUUGCGUCCUACACAAGCCCGCAGCGAGCGCUUCAACGCUUGCUUACGUCGUCCGGACAAGUGCAGUCGGCGAUCUCGAGUCCUGCAAUCAGUGCUGGGUGGCAUGUCCUGGAGGUGAAUCACCAAAAGUGGAGCGCAGUUGUCGAUCUUCAGCAGCACGCUGGGACAUCGGGUUCAGCUUGGGUGAAGCUUGGGGAUUCGGACUCCAAGCUUGUCCGUGUCAGUUCGCAGGCUGCGUCUGCUGCUCGUUUCUACUACGAUCUAAUGCGGUUGAGAGUUGCAGUGCAUCUUGUGGAGACGACUGGGCCGCGGCUUGUGGCUGCGGCCGAUGCUUUUGCUGACGGGCGCAAGGCAGGAGUCGGUGGAUGGUGGCUUCGACCUGGUUGCGAGCUUCGUCCAGAAAACAUUUGCUGGUUUUCAUACGCUAUCACUGCAGAGGAGCUGCCAGAAUGGUUUGUGAGCUCGCAGGGUAUGGAGUCCGUCAUCUGUGCUCUUGAAGCCUUGGCGCAACUGAUCCUCUGCGCUCUCAUACUACGACACUGCGACAACACCGCAGUUGUGGGGGCCGUCGCAAAGGGCUCGUCAAUGACUCCGGCACUUGCCGGUGUCCUUCAGGCCACCGCCAAACUAUGUCUUCGGCACGGCAUCGCGCUCAAGAUCUCGCACGUGGACCCUGCAUUGUGGAAGCGACUGGAUGGCAGCAAGCGCAGAUAUCUGGAUUGGUCCCAGCUUCUUUCGUGUAGCAGUGAGAUGGCCCAAGUGCCGGGCCAUCAGAUCGACGAGUGUCGAUUCUCUGGUGCAUUUUGUGUGGGCUUGCGCACAGCGCGCGUGUGCUACCUGAAUGUGAGUGAGUGGCAGAGGCAGGGGUCUGGUCCGCGCGUUGAAUGGCAUUUGGUCAAGGCAGCCAAACACUUUUGGCAGCGGCUGCGCUUUGGUCGGGUGACGACAGGCCCGGAUGUGACUUCGAGCUUCUGUGAGAAGAACAACCUGCAGUGCAUCAUCCGAUCGCACGAGGUGAAGGCCGAUGGAUACAGGUGGGAUCACAAGCAGCUGCUGAGCGUCUUCAGUGCACCGAACUACUUGGACACUGGCAAUAACAAAGGAGCUUUCCUGAAGCUGACCAAGUCCGCAGAUGGCAGCGUGGCCAUAGAUCCUGUCAGCUAUGCGGCGGUCCCCCAUCCUGAUGUGCCGCCCAUGAAAUGGCAGGAUCACAUCACGCAGAAUUAUUCGCAUCUCACCCGGCUGAUGAAGAAGAAGGUUUCAGCUACCGCCUUCGACGAGUUCGGUGACAGCGACUUCGAGGGAUUGAUGAACUUCGAUGAGUGGGAACCCGACGAGGCCGAGCAGUUCCAAGAGGCCUUCAAGGUGGACCAGUAUGGGCGCGACCUCUAA